Pistacia vera is the source of this 1077-nucleotide messenger RNA. Its product is annotated as eukaryotic translation initiation factor 3 subunit A-like. The transcript is spliced from 4 exons. Bases 1 to 1077 code for a protein of 358 amino acids. The record is from RefSeq and is a predicted model, not a curated record. Lineage: Eukaryota; Viridiplantae; Streptophyta; Magnoliopsida; Sapindales; Anacardiaceae.
AUGACGGCUACUGCCGCUUCCAGAUACCAAGUAGGUUCUUCUUCGCUAGUUAACAGAACGACUAGCCAGGACUUACUUGACGACCCAGACAGGCUCGUAUCUUUUGGAGUACUAGACGAGGAGAGCCGGGACGCAAGGAAGCUCGUGACAACCGUGAACUUGCGAAAGUACGGUUUUAUCAGCAACAAAGCAUCUUUAGAACCCUUGGAAGAAACUAUACCCCCGAAGGAAUCCGAGCAGCCCCGACGAGCACCGUUUGUCUUCCCUCGAUCGAGGAGGGAGAGAGCGGCCGAAGCUGCUCGUCCCAUUCCUGCACAACUAGUGCGAACUGCCGCACCUUCACAGCCCCCUGUGCAUGAAGCGACCAGGGCAGAACAGGUCGUUCAGGCACCACCGGCAUGCCCAAGGCAUAAGGCUCCGGCCCAAAGGUCGAAGAAGAGGAAACAGGUUCAGGCCGAAGAGUCUGAGACCGAAUCCGAGGAGGAGCCCUUGAGGUCGCGAAGGGACUCAAGGAGGUCGGGCAAGGAACCUGCAAGCGAGGCGAUCACCUCCGACAAGGCGAAGGACAUACCAGUGCUGGACUCGCUGGGGAGCCUGCCUGAGUACCUGCAGCCGAUAGCUCUACUUGCGAUGAGGAUGUCUAUGGAGAAGACUCGGCUGGGAGCCGCGAAGGGGUCCAGCGACCUACAGGAGGAGGUCGCGAAGCUCAAGAAAAGCCUGGAGUCCGCCGAAGCUGAAAGAACACAAGCAUUCGAUGCGGCGAACAGGUAUUUGAGCCAAAAGGAUGCUGCUUUACGAACGAUGGACCUCCAAAAGUCGAAGCUUGAGCGACGUGCGGAGGAAGUGAAGGAACUUCAAAGGACGACCGCCAGGCUCUCCAAGGAGGUCAGAGAGAAAGACCAGGAGAUCCAGACGACCUCCAUAUGGGCCCAGCAAGCUGAACAGGAAAUGGAGGCCUCCGAACAGGAGAAGCGAGCUCUUGAGGCUGAACUCCAGGAGAGUCGUGAAAGGAUCGCUUUACUGACUGAAGAAAUGCGGAAUCAGUCAGAGGAGCUGGAGGAAAAGGCCGCCGACUAG